GGACGGCUUGUCUCUCUAGUUCCUAAUCAGACUGUUUGUUCUCUCUUGUUUUUCAGAAAACCAGGAAUUGAGAAUCAUGGCUGCGAAGCCCAAACUGUAUUACUUUGAUGAAAGAGGCAGAAUGGAAUCCGUGCACUGGCUCCUGGCAGCUGUUGGUGUGGAGUAUGAAGAAGUGCUUUUCAAAACAGCUGAAGAUUUUGAGAAUUUAAUUAAGGGUGGAAAACUAAUGUAUCAACAAGUGCCAAUGGUUGAAAUGGAUGGAAUGUACAUAGUACAAACCAGAGCCAUUCUGAAACACAUAGCUACAAAAUAUGAAUUGUAUGGGAAGGACCUGAAGGAGAGAGCAAUUAUUGACAUGUAUGUGGAAGGGAUGAGGGACCUGAAUGACAUGAUUAUGUUCUUCCCAUUUUCUUUGCCUGAAGAAAAACAAAAGAUUCUCAACUACAUCCUGGAGAGGGCCACUCAAAGAUUCUUCCCAGUGUAUGAGAAGGCAUUAAAAGACCAUGGGAAAAAUUACCUUGUUGGCAACCAGUUGAGCUGGGCAGAUGUCCAGCUGCUUGAAGUCAUCCUAAUGGUUGAAGAACUCAAGUCUGACAUUCUGUCUGCAUUCCCUAAGCUUCAGUUCAAAGCUAGAGUCAUCAGGCUCCCCAGGAUUCAGAAAUUCCUUCAGCCUGGUAGUCCAAGAAAGCCACCAGUGGAUGAUGCAAGUUUUGAAGUUUGGAGGAAGGCAUACAACAUUGAUAAAAAUGUGUUUCUUCAACACAUGUGAAUAUCCAACUCAAGUAAAGAGUUCUAAAGAGCAAAAUUAAUAUUUUAGUUUCCAUCUGUAGUCAUGCCCACAGAAAUACUAGGAUAUGUUCCUGUGACAUUCCUAGGUUCAAUAACUAGAAAAUAUGAUUACUCCCUAUAGGUCUUAUUGUAAAUCAGAAAACCUAAUCUUUAUAUUGCUUAUUAUAAAACUUCAUUUAAUCAGAACCUCACCUUACUCAGGAUUGUAGAAUCAUAGAUUAUGUUCUCUUUUUUAUUCCAAUAAACAGUUAAAUUUAGAGCCAGGAGAAACCUUAGAAAUUUUUGAGUGUAGUUGUGUCUCCUCCACCCCGACCCCGGUGCUUUUUACUCAAACAAUAAUUAAAGUCCAGAGUUGUUAUGUGACAUACUCCAAGGUCACACAAAUGGUCAGUGGUAGAACAGGGAUUCAAGCUCAGGUUGAUUAUAAAAUUUGGAUAAUAAUAGCAUUUACCUCCCAGGAUUGUUGUAAGGAUCAAAUGAAAUAAUAUUUGUAGAGUACU
Molecule: messenger RNA, 1289 nt
Organism: Vombatus ursinus (common wombat)
Lineage: Eukaryota; Metazoa; Chordata; Mammalia; Diprotodontia; Vombatidae
Product: glutathione S-transferase-like
Exons: 6
Coding region: 77-769 (230 amino acids)
Biological process (GO): glutathione metabolic process; xenobiotic metabolic process
Molecular function (GO): glutathione transferase activity
Source: RefSeq, a predicted model, not a curated record